Molecule: messenger RNA, 790 nt
Organism: Tachysurus fulvidraco (yellow catfish)
Lineage: Eukaryota; Metazoa; Chordata; Actinopteri; Siluriformes; Bagridae
Gene: c2h19orf25
Product: chromosome 2 C19orf25 homolog
Exons: 2
Coding region: 133-453 (106 amino acids)
Source: RefSeq, a predicted model, not a curated record
UCACAUGGUUUGUGAUCAGAUCACGUGGUAUAAAUGAUUACGUAUCUUAAAUGAGCUGAGCUUUCUCGUGUAUUUUCGUUGCUUUUAGUGGAGCCCCUGCAGAGUUAGCUGAUAUUAUUGAAGGUGAGUGACAUGAACAUGGGAUCCAAAGGAAAAAAGAAAAUGGUUCUGCCAACUCGACCUGACCUGCCAUCAGUGGAACAGAUCAUCGAGGACAUAAACCGAGCUGAGCCAAAUGAUCCGGUCUUCAGUUUUUUACAAACACCUACCGAAGCAGGAUCACACAGCAAUGAAGAAGUGGAGGUCCACUACUUGCAAAGCCGACACUACCUGGAGCUGAACGAGAGGUUACAGGAGGCUCGUAUUGAACUGACACGGAGAAGAGAUGAACUCAGGACGGUGGGGGAGUCUUUAGAACAAAGUGUGGCUGCGGUGAAGGGCACAGCACUCUGACUGGUCUUCAUGUGCACCUGGGGACUUCGUAUUUCUUGGUAUUGACUUACUAUAUGGAAUGGCUAAUAUGGGGACUUUGGAAGCAUUUCAGUGCCUGAAUUGUUACAUGUUAUUAAUUUGCAUGUAAAUGCAUCCUCCAUGAAUCAUAAGAGAUUUCCAUUAACUUUACAAGGUCCAAAGGCAUAUAAUAAAGUUGACGGGAACUGUUCAUGUUGUGAGGAUUCAAUAUGGAAGUCCGUUGUGUACAGUAGGUAAACCAACAAGAUGCUCUUUGCUCCUACACCGUCAUUUCCCCAAUAAACUCCCUGUUUUUCUUUUUGGUAUUACUGCUCAGUCA